Lathyrus sativus (Indian pea) is the source of this 1968-nucleotide messenger RNA. Lineage: Eukaryota; Viridiplantae; Streptophyta; Magnoliopsida; Fabales; Fabaceae. The record is from the annotation of a GenBank genome assembly.
AUGGCACCUUCUUCUUCUUCCUUUCCUCUUCGUUGGGAGAGCACAGGAGAUCAAUGGUGGUAUGCAACACCUAUUGAUUUAGCAGCUGCAAAUGGUCUCUAUGAUUUAGUCCUUGAGCUUCUUCAUCUUGAUACAAAUCUUCUCAUUAAACUCACUUCUCUUCGUCGAAUUCGCCGACUCGAGACCGUGUGGGACGACGAAUCUCAGUUUGAAGAUGUUGCCAAGUGCAGGUCUUAUGUUGCAAGGAAGCUUAUGGUUGAGUGUGAAAAAACAGGAAGAGGAGAGAAUUCUCUGGUUGGUAGUGGAUAUGGUGGUUGGCUUUUGUACACUGCUGCUUCUGCUGGUGAUUUGGAGUUUGUUCAUGAAUUGUUGAGAAGAGAUUGUUUGUUGGUUUUUGGUGAAGGAGAGUAUGGUGUUACUGAUAUGUUUUAUGCUGCGGCUAGGAGUAAGAAUUCUGAGGUGUUUAACAUGAUUCUUGAUUUUGCGCUUCUAGGAAAAGAUUGUGGUGGUGUUGAAUUGGAUGAAGGUGGUGGUGGUGGUGGAGUUUUCAAGAAGGAGAUUGUGAAUAGGGCUAUUCAUGCUGCUGCUAGAGGAGGGAACUGGGAAAUACUCAAGAAGGAGCUUAUUUUAGGAAAUGCUUUUCAGAUUUUAGCUUAUAGAGAUGCUCAAGGAUGUACUGUCUUGCAUUCAGCUGCUGGAAGAGGCCAGGUUGAGGUGGUAAGAAAUCUAACUGCAUUAUCACCUGAUAUCAUCAACUCAACUGACUCACAAGGCAAUACAGCAUUACAUGUAGCUUCUUACAGAGGUUACCUUCCUGUGGUAGAGAUUCUAAUUCAAGCAUCUCCCUCGUUAACAAAGUUAACCAAUCAAAACGGGGACACUUUUCUUCACAUGGCAGUGUAUGGUUUCACAAGUACCGAUUUCUGCAGACUAGACAAACACGCUGAGCUCAUGAAUCGCUUAUUAUCAACCGAAAAGAUUGCGAACCUGAAGGACAUAAUCAAUGUCAAGAACAAUGUUGGAAGAACAGCGAUUCAUGUAGCUGUGAUUCAUGAUGUCCAAUGUGAUGUAGUGGAAUCAAUGAUGUCCGUUGCGUCCAUCAAUCUUAAUAUUCGCGACGCGAACGGAAUGACCCCUUUGGAUUACUUGAAACAAAGACCAAGAUCGAAAUCUUCUGAAGCUUUAAUCAAACAGUUGAUUUCAGCUGGAGGAAUCUCUAAUUGUAAGGAUUAUAUUACAAGAAACGCGAUUGCGACUCAUUUGAAAACUCGUCAUGGUAUUCAAGGUAGUCCUGGAACAUCCUUUAGAAUAUCAGAUUCUAAAAUAUUCUUAUACACAUGCAUUGAGAAUGAGAAUUCAUCGGAUAUCGCUAAUACCGAUCAAGCAAGUGUAGAAUCAAAUGCAUACUCAAUCGAAAUAGAGGAUUAUUACGAGUCAGCCGCAGGUUCCUCGUGUAACAGCAAGACUAGUUCUGCUGAUUCUGUCGCGAAACGGUUGAAGAAUCUUCUCAAGUUCAAGGAAUUCAAAGAUGACGAUUCUGUUAAUAAUUCUCCAAGUUCAAGGGAAAACAAUUUAAAAGAGUUUCCAAUCUCGUUAAGGCAAAGAUACUCGAAACAGUGUUCUCUUCCAAACAACAAAAGAACACUAUCUAUAAGGACACUAUUUCCAUCUCCGUCUGCAAAAAAAUACUUCACCGCAGGCCUAACGCAAGGUGUAAUCAGAGUAAAGCCACAAAAAGAAGGGUCUAAUUUAUCUCAUUCUUCGAGCAAUAAGCAAGAGCACGUCGACACAAUGGGACAAAUAGAUGAUGGGGGUGCCCAACAGUUGAACUAUAAUAAAGAGAGAAACUUCAACAAGAAAUUGAUGAACAGAUAUUUUUCUUUUGGAGCACAAGGUCAGAGUUUGGAAGAUGCCAACAGUUGUACAAUGUCGAAGCACAGUUCUAAGCGUUUCGGUUUAGUUGCAUAA